AUGGUAUCCACUCUACGGGAUUACCUUAGAAAUGAAAUAAGCUCCUCCCCUGUCUGCUACGGGCUCGCUUCAAUCUCUGCCCCUGUCAUCCCCACCGCCCCCGCUCCCUCCCCGGUUUCUAAUUUGCAAGGGGCUCCACUGCCCAGUCUGGGUCUGUCCCGGGCCAGAGAAGGUUUUGGAGUUCGGUCCAUCCAUUCAUUUAUUCCCCGCCCUGCAGUGUUGUUCCUGCCUCCGUCAACUACCCCAGCCCAGGAUUCAAUUUCGACCUUCACUCCAGGCAGCCCUCUCUCUCCCACCGAAUAUGAACGCUUCUUUGCACUGCUGACCCCUACCUGGAAGGCAGAGACGACUUGCCGUCUCCGUGCUACCCACGGCUGCCGGAACCCCACCCUCGUCCAGUUGGACCAAUAUGAGAAUCACGGCUUGGUGCCCGACGGCGCUGUUUGCUCCGACCUUCCUUAUGCCUCCUGGUUUGAAUCCUUCUGCCAGUUUACUCAGUACCGUUGCUCCAACCAUGUCUACUAUGCCAAGAGAGUCCGAUGCUCCCAGCCAGUCUCAAUUCUCUCACCUAACACUCUCAAGGAGAUAGACUCUUCUUCUGCUGAAGUUCCACUCACCACGAUGACCUCCCCCAUGUCAGCCCAUAUCACAGCCACAGAACGGCAGGCCUUCCAGCCUUGGCCUGAGCGGCUCAACAACAAUGUGGAGGAGCUGCUGCAGUCCUCCUUGUCCCUGGGAGGCCAGGAGAAAGGGCCAGAACAUAAGCAGAAUACAGGGCAGGAGCACAAACAGGAGCAAGGACAAGAACAUAAGCAGGAUGAAGGGCAGGAGCAAGAGGAGCAGGAGGAGGAACAGGAGGAGGAGGGGAAGCAGGAGGAAGGACAGGGGACAGAGGAGGGACUGGAGGCCAUGUCUGAGCUGCAGACUGACUCACAGUCCAAGUUCCAGGCUGAAUUUUUAUCUUCUAAGCCUUUCUCUUACCCUCCUCGGGUACGGGAAGUGGAGUCUACGCCUAUGACGUUGGAGAACAUCCAGGAGCUCAUUCGAUCUGCCCAGGAAAUGGAUGAAAUGAAUGAUAUAUAUGAUGAGGACUCCAUCUGGAAAAGCCCAAACUCUGGCGGCCUCCUGCAGCUGCCCCACGUGGAGGCCUUGCUGGUGAUGUGCUAUUCCAUUAUGGAGAACACCUGUACCAUGACCCCCACAGCCAGGGCCUGGAAGCACUUGGAGGAUGAGGUUCUUGGUUUCGGGAAGACGGUCUGUGACAGCCUUGGGCGGCGCCACACAGCUACCUGUCCCCUCUGUGACUUCUGCUCCCUGAAGCUGGAGCAGUGCCACUCAGAGGCCAACCUGCAGCGGCAGCAGUGUGACAGCUCCCACAAAACACCCUUCAUGAGCCCCUUGCUUGCAUCUCAGAGCUUGUCCAUCGGCAUCCAGACGGGAAACAAACGAUCAGGCCACUUUUAUGGGCUGGAAUUUUACGGCGGGCUCCGCAUGGACUUCUGGUGUGCUCGGCUAGCCUCAAAGGGCUGUGAAGAUAAUCGAGUUGCUGGCUGGCUCCAGACUGAAUUCCUUAGCUUCCAGGAUGGGGAUUUCCCUACCAAGAUUUGUGACACUGACUUUGUGCAGUACCCGAACUACUGUGCCUUCAAAAGCCAACAGUGUUUGAUGAGAAACCGGGAUAGGAAGGUGUCCCGUAUGAGAUGUCUGCAGAACGAGACUUACACUGUCUUGUCCCCAGCCAAAAGCGAGGACCUUGUACUUCGAUGGAGCCAGGAGUUUAGCACCUUGACUCUAAGCCAAGCCGGAUGAGCUGGGGUUCGUCCUGUCCCCACCCCACCCCAACCUUUCCACAUUCUCCAUUGCUUUUAGACUCCAUUUGUCAAUUUGCUUCCAGGCUGCCCCUUUUGGGUCUCUUACCUGACCCCUACUCACAUUUUCCUUGGGUUGGGACAGCCGUCCUGGAGAGGUUCAUGAUGGGAACUC
Molecule: messenger RNA, 1983 nt
Organism: Pteropus alecto (black flying fox)
Lineage: Eukaryota; Metazoa; Chordata; Mammalia; Chiroptera; Pteropodidae
Gene: ACRBP
Product: acrosin binding protein
Exons: 10
Coding region: 1-1809 (602 amino acids)
Cellular component (GO): nucleus; acrosomal vesicle
Molecular function (GO): protein binding
Source: RefSeq, a predicted model, not a curated record